Messenger RNA from Caenorhabditis elegans, 230 nucleotides. The record is from the annotation of a RefSeq genome assembly. Lineage: Eukaryota; Metazoa; Nematoda; Chromadorea; Rhabditida; Rhabditidae.
AUUCAAAGUUCCAAUUCGGAUCUCGCAUUUGCAUUUCCACUGAUCAUGACUAUUACUGAUGUUAUCACAACACCUUGGAUAAUUCAGCUGUCGUAUUUGAGAUGUAAUUUGAAUGAGCUGUACACUUUAUAUAUAUCAUUUGAUUUUUGGAAAUUUCUGAAAAUUGUAUUUGGUGGAAUGGAUGCUGCUGUUCAUCCCGUUUUGCGUCUUAUUGCAUUUUCAAUCACUUA